Molecule: messenger RNA, 496 nt
Organism: Olea europaea var. sylvestris
Lineage: Eukaryota; Viridiplantae; Streptophyta; Magnoliopsida; Lamiales; Oleaceae
Exons: 2
Coding region: 19-408 (129 amino acids)
Source: RefSeq, a predicted model, not a curated record
UCCCGAUUUAUCUUGAAAAUGAAAAGCAUUUAUUUAGCCUGGACAUUUAUCUUUCUAUGUGCUAAAGUCGUUCCGGGAUUGGCUCUCGAAAAUCCUCAUAUGAUUAGGGAGAGAGAUAUGGAUUUCCCAACGUACAACUUGUUGGAAACAGAAAAACGCGGCAGAAAUGGGACUGUCAAAUGGGAAACAUAUGCAGAUGGAAGAAAACUUUUGGCAACAAACGAUAAUAUUGGCUGGAAAGAAAAGGCACGUAGAACUAAAGGGUGUUCUUGUGGUGGAAACACAGUUUAUUGGCACAAUGCAGAUAAUAGUUCAGUAUUUCUACAUAGGCCUUCUUUCUUCAUAUCAGCCACCAUAAUUUGUUUUAGCAUAUCUUCUCUCCUUGUUUAUCCCUUUCCAUUAACCUAAUUUUUCAGUUCAAUAUUCAGUUUCUUUUAUAUUGUGUAGAAUUAUGACAUAAAUUUGGCUUAAUAUAUGGUGCAUGUGAUCAGAUUGA